This is a messenger RNA of Thrips palmi, 672 nucleotides long. RefSeq lists its product as uncharacterized. The record is from RefSeq and is a predicted model, not a curated record. Bases 1 to 672 code for a protein of 223 amino acids. NCBI's taxonomy places the organism in Eukaryota, Metazoa, Arthropoda, Insecta, Thysanoptera, Thripidae. The transcript is spliced from 6 exons.
AUGUUCAUAAAUGUGGCUGUAGCUGGAGCAUCACACGUACCACAAAUACGACAUGUUAAUGCAGCAGAAGUGGUUGAAACAGGGGGCCUCCUUACCCGGAAGAGAGAAAUUGAAAGGCUUCGCAUGUUACAAGUAAAUGCGGAAAAAAUUACUCUACAAACUGCAGCUGAGCAGCUUUUAGCUGAAGGUGCAGAUGCUGUUUCUCAGCUGGCUCAGCCAGUCAUUAAGACCAAAAAGGUUGCAAGUAGAAGAAACCUGCGUCCUUCAGAAGCGCAGAGGCUUCAAGAAGAGUUAGCAAAAAUUGGGUGCUUUGGGGACAAGAGUGGCAGAACAAGGCUCUGCAAGGACUACAAUGUAUUUAUAAAUUCCGAGAAGCUUUCCAUAGCCCUGCUGAAGUAUAGGAGGAAGCCUGCCAAGUUGCAUCAAGCAGUCCUAAAACUUGCAUUGCCAGAAAAAAUUCUGCGGCUUGAUGGCAUCAGCCGUACGGGAAAGAAGGGGUGUGUGGGAAUCAGCUCUGACAUAACAGAAAGCAUAACAUUGUAUGUAAGUGCUGUCUAUAGGGCUGCUGGAGGCGAUGUGGCAGAAAUUGAUUAUGACCCGGACGCUAAGCUCAAGAAUCUUCUUGACGCUGCGCUGGUCGCGGGACAUUUAUGUGGAGCAUUAAUUCGUUAA